Trametes versicolor FP-101664 SS1 is the source of this 513-nucleotide messenger RNA. RefSeq lists its product as uncharacterized. The record is from RefSeq and is a predicted model, not a curated record. The coding region runs from base 1 to 513 and encodes 170 amino acids. The transcript has 3 exons. Lineage: Eukaryota; Fungi; Basidiomycota; Agaricomycetes; Polyporales; Polyporaceae.
AUGCAGCACUCCAACGACCAAUCCUUCGACGAGAUGAAGACCGCGAGCGUUGUAAGCGUCGACAAUGCACAUGCCGAGGUUGAGAGCGCGGUUCGAGGAGACGACCAUAUGCCGCAAGCUUCCGAAGGUGUUUCUGUGGACAACCGCGAUAUCCCAAACUCUGCGCCGGUUCACGCCCGUUUGUCGACAUGGGGCGACGAAUGUGUCCCCUGGAGCCACUGCAGAGGUCGCAACCUGCCGCGCCCCAUCGGAAGCGAGCGGCUGAAGAAGCGGCCGCGAGCUAUAGCUCAGCGUCACACCCACGUUAGGUCACCAUGGGAGGACCCGUGUAUCCAGGCUGGGGUUCACUGCAGUUCUCCCAACCAGAUUAAACCUCCUUGGGACGACCCGUACGUCCCUUGGGGUCACUACGGCGGUCUCAAACCGUACCGCACCAUCGCAAGCAAAAUGCUUGAGUUGCAUGGAGUUCGAACUCAUUGCGACUGGGAGGAACACACAAAUCAGGUACGCUAG